CGCCUCCUUAUCUGUCGGUGAAGAGUCAUAUCAAUGCGUCUCAUGUUGAUAGUGAGCUAUAUGCUAGAUUCGUUUUCCCCGUCGGCUUACGAAGGGUUCCUAACUAUUGCUUGUUGCCCAGAUUGAACGUAAUGCUUCGGUGUGACUUGGCAGCUCACUCAUCUCUUACACCACACUCUGGACUUGACACUUAGGCUCACAUGAUUGAGCGAUUUGACGUAAGUGGUGAAAGCCAGAUGUAUGAGUGUAUCUGUACCUUGGUACAUGAGCUGACUGACUGCAUUGGGGUAUUGCAAACCAAGGCCGCUGUAAUUCCGCGCUGACAAACGGAAGACCUCCGCUGCGUAUUGUUGAUUGUUUGGUCAUUUAUAGAAGUUGCGCAAUACAACAAGAGAAGUGCACCUGAAAAUCAACAUAGCAUUCAGUUUGAACGAUGGCCGAUCCAAAUCUCUACACGUAUGCGUCUCCUCUGAAAGGCUACGAAGGCCUCGAGCCAUUACCCGAUGAAAGGGCUGAGGACGGGAAAUCCUACGUAAACCCACCAGCCGAGAAGAAGAGCGAAGCAUACAAGUCCUUUGUAGCUCCUAUAACCAAUGGAAUUCGAGGAGGGUUCGACGUUCACAUUUACUUCCUCCAGUCUGAUGAAGAGGAGGUCAAGUUCGCCAACGAGCUGUGGGAACGGAUACGCCGCGAAUUCCCCGAGUUGCGCAUUUACCGAGUAUGGGAUCGACCCAUUGGUCCUCAUCCUCUGGCCAUGUUUGAAGUCAACAUCUUCACACCCGAGCAAUUCGGUGCUUUCAUUCCCUGGCUCGUGAUCAACAGAGGGCCAUUGUCUGCGCUGAUUCACCCAAACACCGACGAUGAGUUGAGAGACCACACGCAAAGAGCGACAUGGAUGGGCCAACCACUGCCUGUGAGUACAAAGAUGUUCAAGAAGACGGCGGAGACAUUGUAGGGACAACAGUGGGGACUGUAAUGUAUAGAUGUGAUUUAGUGGUAUCUUCUGGUGCACCGCACUCUAUUGAGUCUCCGUGCAUUGGUGCCGCGUUUUACAGGAUUUCGUCGUCCAAGUCAUUGUUGUGC
Alternaria rosae is the source of this 1083-nucleotide messenger RNA. Its product is annotated as DOPA-like domain-containing protein. Bases 434 to 955 code for a protein of 173 amino acids. The transcript is spliced from 5 exons. NCBI's taxonomy places the organism in Eukaryota, Fungi, Ascomycota, Dothideomycetes, Pleosporales, Pleosporaceae. The record is from RefSeq and is a predicted model, not a curated record.